Molecule: messenger RNA, 456 nt
Organism: Trichoderma breve
Lineage: Eukaryota; Fungi; Ascomycota; Sordariomycetes; Hypocreales; Hypocreaceae
Product: ubiquitin-conjugating enzyme domain-containing protein
Exons: 4
Coding region: 1-456 (151 amino acids)
Biological process (GO): DNA repair; proteasome-mediated ubiquitin-dependent protein catabolic process; protein polyubiquitination
Cellular component (GO): HULC complex
Molecular function (GO): ubiquitin conjugating enzyme activity
Source: RefSeq, a predicted model, not a curated record
AUGUCGACAGCUGCCCGACGCCGGUUGAUGCGCGACUUCAAGCGUAUGCAGACCGAUCCUCCUGCCGGAGUUUCAGCAUCUCCCAUUCCCGACAAUGUCAUGACCUGGAAUGCCGUCAUUAUUGGGCCAGCCGACACACCAUUUGAAGAUGGAACAUUCCGGCUCGUCAUGCAGUUUGAAGAACAAUACCCCAACAAGCCUCCUCAGGUCAAAUUCAUCAGCCAGAUGUUCCACCCCAACGUCUACGCCACCGGCGAGCUGUGCUUGGAUAUUCUACAAAACCGAUGGAGCCCAACGUAUGAUGUCGCUGCCGUGCUGACCAGCAUUCAAAGUCUACUUAACGACCCCAACACCGGCUCACCAGCGAACGUGGAGGCUUCGAACCUAUACAAAGAUAACCGAAAGGAGUAUACUAAGCGCGUACGAGAGACUGUUGAGAGAAGUUGGGAAGACUAA